CUCAGUCAGUGCCGUCGGCGCCUGCUCCCGCUCUGAGGCGGUCCCCGGUGAGGGGGAGAUCAGCCGUAAGCCGUUAGAAGCAUCUUAUUCUCAUGAGAAAAUCGGUUGAAGGCGCCUCUAACUCAUUUGUGACAGAAGACAGUCAGCAGUAUGCUGUUCUUACAGAUUCCAUUUGUGCUCAUCUUCUUCCAAAGACAAAACAGAUUCUGUUAUCAUCUGACUCAGAGGCAGUGGUACCCUAUCCUCAGGAGCCUCAGAAUCUGGAUGACUCGUCACCUGCGAGUCAGUUUUCCCUGGUGUGCUGGCCACACCACUGUAAAGUCAUCAGGGACAGAAUUGAGCACAUUGAUUGGAUACCCACUACCCCUGAGCCAUUGUACACUACAACAGGUUUGGAGAUGACGCCGCAAUACCAAACUCCUGACAAAGGCACUGUGAUUUAUCUAGGAGAAGAAGCCAACAAGAACUCCUGCUUUAUGUAUUCCCAAGAGAGAGGUGUCUGCCCCCUGAAGCAGAUCCUCCAUCAGAAAGAGGACAAUACACUGAUCUUCGAAGCACGGUUUGAGAGUGGGAAUUUGCAGAAGGUGGUCAAAGUCAAUGAAUUUGAGUACCAGCUGACCCUGCGCACCGACCUCUACACAAGCAGACACACACAGUGGUACUACUUCCAAGUAAGCAAUACACAGGCAGGGAUGCCGUAUCGCUUCACUAUUGUCAACUUUACCAAGCGUAACAGCCUAUAUAAACAUGGCUUGCGCCCACUGUUGUACUCAGAAGCUGAUGCUAAGAAACACAAGGUUGGCUGGCGAAGGACUGGAAAUGAAAUCAAGUAUUACAAAAACAAUGCGGGCCAAGAUGGACGUCAGUAUUUCUCACUCACUUGGACAUUCCAGUUCCCUCAUGACCGAGACACCUGCUACUUCGCCCACUGCUAUCCUUACACCUACUCCAACCUGCAGGAGUACCUGGUGGCCAUCUCUAAAGACCCAGUGAAGUCCAAAUUCUGCAAGAUUCACAUCUUGUGCCAUUCACUGGCAGGAAACUCAGUGUAUGUUUUAACUAUCACCAACCCCCCCAAAAGUGGCAAGGGCACCAAGAGGAAGGCGGUGAUACUAACCGCGAGGGUGCAUCCGGGAGAAACUAACAGUUCCUGGAUAGUGAAGGGCUUUCUGAAUUACAUUCUUGGCAAUUCAGGCAAAGCUCAACUCCUGCGGGACAAUUUUGUCUUCAAAGUGGUACCCAUGCUGAAUCCAGAUGGUGUGAUUGUGGGAAAUCACCGUUGCUCUUUAACAGGUCAGGACUUGAACCGCAAAUACAGAUCUAACGUGAAGAAAUUUUAUCCUUCCAUUUGGUAUACCCGAAACAUGAUCAAAAGAGUGAUGGGGGAACAUGGUGUUUUUCUGUAUUGUGACAUCCAUGGUCACAAUAGGAAACAAAAUGUCUUCAUGUAUGGUUGUGAGAGAAAGCAGCAAGCAAAAGCACCAUACAUGCAUCCACGUGUGUUCCCACUCCUGCUGAGCAAGAGCUGCCCAGAUAAGUUCUCGUUCCCAGACUGCCGUUUCAGAGUACAAAAGAGCAAAGAAGGCACGGGUCGAGUGGUAAUGUGGAAGAUGGGCAUCAACAACAGCUACACUUUGGAAGCCUCUGUCUGCGGCUCUAAGUUGGGCUGCAGACAAAGCACCCAUUUUGAUACGAAAGACUUGGAGUCAAUAGGACAGCAUUUCUGUGAUGCUCUCUUGAACUACUGUGUUCAUAAUAAGGAGGAACACAAGAAAGUAGUGAAACAGGAAGCCAGGGUGAACUCCAAGGUCCUGAAUUCUGAUGUGUUAGACUGGGAUUCGAGCAGCCAAACUUCUGACAGCCCAGACUCCUGUGAUCUUGUUGAACACCAGCUAAAACUAGGUACGAAGAAAAAAACCAAAACAUCAGGAGAACAUUUUCACAGCAUUGCUGAGGACAGAAAUCAUGAAAGCAAAAAUACUCAAGGCAUUGAAACUCAACAUAAGAUAUUUCAGGUACUUGAACCAGUGAAAAAAGUAAAAUUGCCACUUGCAGCCUCUGCCAAACAAGUAGGAGAGGAUUUCAGCUCUGAGAGUCUCACCCAGGAUGCUAAAGGCAGUCAUGAAAAGCCGUCUGUGCCACAGGAGGCAGGAAAAAGUGUGUGCCGUGAUACGAUCCUAUCCACAAGAGACAAUUUCCAUUCACCCAGCUUUAAUCUGGUCUCACAGAAGAUUAAGAAACACAAUGGCAAAAGUGUCUCCAAGUCUGCAGAGAAGACAUUUCAAUAUUUAAAAGGUCAUGAUCGUACUGCAAAGAGCAAUUCAAAAAAGGAAGAAAGAAAAAUGAAGGAGAGGCUCCCCUCAGAAAGCACAAGGCCCAAGAAAAACAGGACAGCAAGCCAGAAUGCAAAUUUUGGGAAGAGUAAAUCCUGCCUGCCACAAGACACGCUGUAGUUCUCCCUGCCAUUACUGCCUGAAGCAAAGAAUAGACAACAUACUGCAAAAUACCGGGGUAUAUUUUGGAGCCCCAGUUCUUCAGCCAGUGAAGGCACAUGAAAGUGUCGUAGCUGAUUUGCUUAAACAGUUCCCAAGACUUUGGUUAUGGAUUAUGACUCUACCAACAAGGGAGUAGAUACUCACAGAUAUCAAAAUUCUUCAUGCUCUUUUUUUUUUCUGAAAAAUAGUUCACACACAUUGGCUAAUGUAGACAUGAAGUUUCUCUUACCACAUGAAGAAGUAUCCUAAAUUCUAAACCAGUUUAGUAGCAAGUCUCUCCUGAAUAUAAAGUAUCAUUUGUCUUAAACAAUAUAUACUGGUUUUGUGAGGAAGACUCCCCCCCUCUUCUUUUUUUUCCUUCUUCAUUCUGUUUGGAAGUUUCCCUAAGGUUCUCAAGGAAAGUGAUUAUUCCCCAAGCAGCUGAAGCCACCAUUCCUUGAUCAUAGUAGAGAAACUGGAGGGUCAUAAGCCACAACAAUCAUUCCCCCCCUUUCACCAACAAACCAAAUACAUGUUACACUCAAAAACAUUUGACAUAAAAUCAGUACACAAAUAGUCCAUCUGUGGAACUCUUUGCUAAAGGAUGUCAUGGAUGCAAAAAAUGUACAUGGAUUCAGGUGGAUAUGUACCUUAUAGAUAGACCACUGGGAGUUUUUGAAUAGACACAUAUGGCUUGGGAAAUCUCCUAGGCUGAAAAGAGUGAGAAUCUAGAAGAGUGCUUGGGAAAAGCAUUGGAUAUGUUUGUUCUGUUCCUGCUCUCCCCUGGGAAUCCACAGAUGGUCACCUUGGAGGUGGGGUGCUGUGAUAGAUGGCCCCUUGCCCUAAAGCAGUGUGGCCAUUCAUGUGUUCUUACAUAAUUGGGUAAUAUUUUAUUCGUAACAGUCAUAUACCUGCAUAGUUUGCAUUUUUCUUAAUGUGUGUAGCAUUGUAC
This is a messenger RNA of Haliaeetus leucocephalus (bald eagle), 3426 nucleotides long. It is a transcript of the gene AGBL3, whose product is annotated as ATP/GTP binding protein-like 3. Lineage: Eukaryota; Metazoa; Chordata; Aves; Accipitriformes; Accipitridae. The record is from RefSeq and is a predicted model, not a curated record. The coding region runs from base 93 to 2453 and encodes 786 amino acids. Gene Ontology annotation, molecular function: zinc ion binding; metallocarboxypeptidase activity. The transcript has 16 exons. Gene Ontology annotation, biological process: proteolysis.